CCUCACGUGUUACAAUGUAAUGUGCUCUGUAUUCUGUGAUCUUACAUCACAGUAGCUCACCAUAGAUGGAGCUACUGAACAGGGAAGGGAAGCAGAGGGGGCUGUGUGUCAGUGGAUGUGGACAUGUCUCUGUGUUAAAGAGGCUUGGCUGGACUUAGUGAAACUAGAUCUGCAGGAGGCGGACAAGCAGCAGCAGUAGCAGCAGAGCCUGGGGACACACAGAGGGGAAGCAGCUCUGUCUGUGCAAAGCCUGGACACCACCAUCAGCCUGGAGCUCGGCUUGUAGAAUGAAGAAGAACGUCUCUGCAAAGAGGGGCCCCCUGGAUGGCAACCAACCGCCCAGCCAGCCGGAAAAAGUGGGCUGGAUUCGGAAGUUCUGCGGCAAAGGGAUUUUCCGGGAGAUCUGGAAAAACCGCUAUGUGGUUAUCAGGGGAGACCAACUGUACAUGUCUGAAAAAGAGGUGAAAGACGAGAAGAACGGACAAGAGGUUUUCGACCUCAGUGACUACGAGAAGUGUGAAGAGCUCCGGAAAUCUAGGAGCCGGUCCAAGAAGAAUCACAGCCGCUUCUCACUUGUGCGGUCAAAGCAGCCGGGAAAUACAGCUCCGAACCUGAUCUUCCUUGCCGUCAGCCCCGAAGAGAAGGAAUCUUGGAUCAACGCCUUGAACUCUGCAAUCACACGAGCCAAGAACCGCAUCUUGGAUGAGGUAACGGUGGAAGAGGAAAGCUUUCUGGCCCAUCCAACCAGGGAUAGAGCAAAAAUUCAGCACUCGAGGCGACCACCGACAAGAGGUCAUCUCAUGGCUGUGGCAUCUACCUCAACGUCCGAUGGUAUGCUGACUCUAGACCUUAUCCAGGAAGAAGACGCCUCUCCAGAGGAGCAAAGCAGUUGUGAGCAAAGCUUCAGAGUUGACCUGGACAAAUCGGUGGCCCAGCUAGCUUCCACCCGCCGCAGAUCUGACUCAGAGAACUUCAAAUCUUCAGAGAAAGGAAAGUCGGAAAACCUACAAGCGAAAGAACAAAUUCCUUGGGAGAAAUGGGGUAUGCAUCGUGACUCAUUUGGAAAGGGCACAACCUAUACACCUCAGGUCCCUAAAAAGUUGUCUUAUUCUGAGAAAAACAAAUGUGCCUCCAUGGAGGAGAUCCUGUCCCGUUCAGACUCUUCUGGGCAGCGACCCAUCCCGAAAAAAGCACCUGAGUCAGAAAAACUGUUGCGGAUACAGGAACUGAUUACUCACAAGAUAGAGAAAACUCAGGAACUUCUCACCGAGGUGAAAGAAUGUGGGGAAGGGAAAAAAAAGGGAAAGGAUCACUCUGGGAAGGAGGACUUGGAAGAGGCUGAGAGGCUUUUAGGAGAGGCUUCUUCCAACUGGAGGCAGGCCAGGAAAGUCCUGCAGGAAAUUAAGGAACUGAGGGACCUAUACAAACAAGCGGACCUGCAGCCCAUAGAUCCUAAGCAGAAACUGAGCAGUCAUUACAGAAAAAGCCUAAUGUGAGGAGGCACAGUGUCUACCACAUCCUCAUUUAAAAAACAAAAAAACAAAAAGUAAAACAAAAAAGGAGUAUUUCCUGCUUCUGGCUUCACCAUGCAAAGCUCAAGGACCAUGGCAAGCCGAGGAGCCUAGAGGAGAGGAGACGGGCUUUCUUUUGGCAAGCUCCCUUGGCUUUGCACUUUUCUUAACCCUCCUUGGGGGGGGUUGAACUUGAUAUAGAAUGCAGCAGGCUUUGCAUAUGUGCAGGGAGCCCCAUGGAGGACCUUGGGAGCUUAAACCCUAUUUGCUUGCAGCCUGCACAUUCUGAAUCCAUAGGCCCUGUGGUGUUGAUGUUGACCGAUGCCAGGAAGGCUGUGGGCAUCUGGGCAAGGCAUGUGGCGAAACUGUCUAGUCUUGUAGAAUGUCCUAUCCAAUACAAACUUGCCCUUUUUUUUUUUUACUUUUCUGUUUACAUCCGCAUAGUUUUCAGCGCUUUUAUACCUUCCUGCACCACUGGCACAAUACCAGUCGAGAAAUCAAUGUCUGACCUUAUUCUUCUUACUCAAGCUGUAGUAUAAAGCAGUUCUGGGUAUGACUAUGCACUAUGUACAGAUUCAUUCAUCUUUCCAUUUCCUUUAUAUACUGGGGUUCCAUUAACAAAACAAGGUAGUGCUAGUCACAGUUGAUGAGCGUUUUUCUUAUUAAAAGAAAAUCUUUGAUUCCAUAUUUCAGCAGCUUUAUGCUCCUGCUGGAGGUCCCAAUUUGGCCAUGUUGCUUGCCUGAUUCAUCCUCUCUUGCUACAGUGCUAGAAUUGUAAAAUAUAACAUACAAGCUAACGGGAAAGAGUGCAACCCCCUUUCUAUAGCCAAAACAGCGCAGUGCAGCAUGGCAGGGAUCACAGGAGAGCCGGGUGGGUGGUGUAGCCCUUUAAAUAUGGGAAUGUUUAUGUGAAUCUGCCACAUUCACAAUGUAGAAGAAGCCAUUUUUGGGGAAUCGGAGAAUGCAUCCUCUAGCUUUUUACUAGAAAACAAUAAUGCCAUUCGCUAGGAGCAGUCAUAUAAUGGCUCUCUGCUUUGUGAACUGUAGAUAUGGGGGUGCACUUUAAAUGCAUAUACUCUGGCUUAAUGCAUGAUACAAAGGGUUUGCUUGGUGAGCAGUAAUGAAUAA
Molecule: messenger RNA, 2639 nt
Organism: Rana temporaria (common frog)
Lineage: Eukaryota; Metazoa; Chordata; Amphibia; Anura; Ranidae
Gene: PLEKHO1
Product: pleckstrin homology domain containing O1
Exons: 6
Coding region: 288-1496 (402 amino acids)
Biological process (GO): regulation of myoblast fusion
Cellular component (GO): ruffle membrane; muscle cell projection membrane
Source: RefSeq, a predicted model, not a curated record